GUGCUUCAUUUUAAACCAAUUUAUACAUUAGGCUGCUUCAAAAAAAAGGGCAGCAGGGGGCAGGGGGAGAGAUCGAGAGAGAAUAAGUUCUUCUCCAUGGAUUCAUGAAUUCUGUGCUGUUUGGAAAUCCCUGCCCUCUGACGUCGAGGGAUUUAUAGGUUUAGUGGAAAUUGCUUUCCCCACUGUCCAGAUUAAAUACUGAGGGAUGUUUUUUUUGUAUGAGUAAACAUCCUUUCCAAAUGAACAGACUCAUAAUGUCUUAAAAAGCAAAACAAAAAGGAUCUUUAUUUUUAUUUUUUCUUCUUCUUUUGUGGACUAUUUCUGGAUAUAAGGCCAGAGGAUAUCAUGUUGACUGUCUAUAAAAUGCACUUCAGUAUUUUCUUGCUGUUUUGGGGAUGGCUUUUAUCCACAGAAUGCAAAGCUCACUGGCAAGGAAAAGAAAUACAUGAAGUCUAUAAGAAAGGCAGUCGGCCUCAAAGACAGAGAAGAGAAACACAUGGAGAAUCACACAAGCAAGGCAGCCCAAUACUAAAACGAAGUCCUGACAUUACCAAAUCGCCGUUGACAAAGUCAGAACAACUUCUAAGAAUAGAUGACCAUGACUUCAGCAUGCGACCUGGUUUUGGAGGGCCUGCAAUUCCUGUUGGAGUAGAUGUACAAGUUGAAAGCCUGGAUAGUAUUUCAGAGGUAGACAUGGACUUCACCAUGACACUUUACCUCAGGCACUACUGGAAAGAUGAAAGAUUAUCAUUUCCAAGUACCAAUAACCAAAGUAUGACCUUUGAUGGCAGACUAGUGAAAAAGAUCUGGGUACCUGACAUGUUCUUUGUGCAUUCCAAACGCUCAUUUAUCCAUGAUACCACUACCGAUAAUGUCAUGCUUCGCGUCCAACCAGAUGGGAAGGUACUUUACAGUCUAAGGGUCACUGUAACAGCCAUGUGUAAUAUGGACUUUAGUCGCUUUCCUCUUGACACACAAACAUGUUCAUUGGAAAUUGAAAGCUAUGCCUAUACUGAAGAUGAUCUCAUGCUGUACUGGAAGAAUGGGAAUGACUCCUUGAAAACAGAUGAGAGGAUAUCACUGUCACAGUUCCUUAUACAAGAAUUUCACACUACUACCAAACUAGCCUUCUAUAGCAGUACCGGAUGGUACAAUCGUCUCUACAUUAACUUCACUUUACGUCGCCAUAUAUUCUUCUUCUUGCUCCAGACCUAUUUUCCUGCCACUCUGAUGGUCAUGCUAUCUUGGGUGUCCUUCUGGAUAGACCGUAGAGCUGUGCCUGCAAGAGUUCCCUUAGGAAUAACAACGGUGCUGACCAUGUCUACUAUCAUCACGGGUGUCAACGCCUCCAUGCCUCGAGUUUCUUACAUCAAAGCUGUGGACAUUUACCUCUGGGUCAGUUUUGUGUUUGUCUUCCUCUCAGUGUUAGAGUAUGCAGCAGUGAACUACUUGACUACGGUACAAGAACGUAAAGAACGGAAGCUACGAGACAAGCUUCCUUGCACUUGUGCUGUGCCCCAGCCACGGCAAAUGAUGAUGGAUGGCACUUACAGUGAUGGGGAAGUGAAUGAACUGGGACAGUAUGUAUCUGAAAAUGGAGAUAAACAAGACAGAAUGAUGGUCCAACUGGCCCUUGGUUCAGAAAGAAAUUUGAGCAGAAGGAAAAGCCAGAGAUACAGCAGCAUGAAGAUUGACACUCAUGCCAUUGACAAGUAUUCUAGAAUAAUAUUCCCUGGAGCAUACAUUUUAUUUAACCUGAUAUACUGGUCUAUUUUUUCAUAAUUACAGCUUUCCCCUCUUUAGCCAGUUUCUACGUGGUACAUGUGUUGACUGUAUGAAACUAAUGUCCACCAUUCAAAAUAAAAUGGCAAUAGACUAUUA
Molecule: messenger RNA, 1881 nt
Organism: Sphaerodactylus townsendi
Lineage: Eukaryota; Metazoa; Chordata; Lepidosauria; Squamata; Sphaerodactylidae
Gene: GABRR1
Product: gamma-aminobutyric acid type A receptor subunit rho1
Exons: 10
Coding region: 346-1782 (478 amino acids)
Biological process (GO): nervous system process; monoatomic ion transmembrane transport; chemical synaptic transmission
Cellular component (GO): GABA-A receptor complex; synapse; membrane
Molecular function (GO): GABA-A receptor activity; neurotransmitter receptor activity; extracellular ligand-gated monoatomic ion channel activity
Source: RefSeq, a predicted model, not a curated record